CUGAGCGAUUCCGCUCUCUGAUGGGCGGAGCAUGAGAAGGGCUGUCAGCUAGAGUGCUGUAGCAGACUGUGUGAGUGUGUGUGUAUUUGUGUUUGUGUGUGUGUGUGUGUGUGUGUGUUGGUUUGCGAAAGUGUGAGGAAGCAGUCCGGUGUGUGAGAGAACCUUUGGCUUCUAGUACUUCAGCACACUGCCCACCUUUGGUGUCUUCAAGAGGAAAUAAUUGCAGAUACACUUGACGAAGAGGCCGAAGAACCAAACCUACUCCCAGAGAAGGCCACAGAAGUGAACAAGUGGAGAACAACAGUUUCAACAGCAAAGGCAGAAAUCUGACCAGAGGGCCAGAGGAGUGACCUUGAGCCAAAAGACUCAAGGGAUCAGUUUAUUGGGUGAAAAAUACUGGAGAGUGAUUUGAGCGUUUAGGUGGCCCGGUCCAGCAGCCUCAUGGCCAGCAACAACACCGCCAGCAUCGCCCAGGCCCGCAAACUGGUGGAGCAACUCAAGAUGGAGGCCAACAUUGACCGGAUAAAAGUGUCCAAAGCGGCGGCGGACCUGAUGUCAUAUUGCGAAGCCCACGCCAAGGAGGACCCUCUGCUGUCACCUGUGCCUGCCUCUGAAAACCCCUUUAGGGAGAAGAAGUUUUUCUGUGCCAUCCUGUAAAGCAGCACCCGCCGGCCAUGGGGCUGCCCGCUCCCUCUGGGACCCACACAAACACAGACAUUACAAAAUGUAGAUCUUUUUACUGAGGCCUGAGGGGCAGCAGCAGCAACUCCUCAACCUCCACUGGUUUCCCGUGAGCCCAGCGGAAGCUCCCUGAGUUCACAGUGUGGAGGGAGAGCUAGUGCUGUGCAUGUUUACAAGAGAGAGCACAGCCAACAUGAGCGACUGGCACCAUAGCAGCUCAAGCAGGAUAUGAUGUGUAAAUUGAAGUAUUCAUGCGGUAUUUUGUGGUUCUUCUGAGGUAUUCAAAUGUUUUGUUUGAUUAAAUUAAGUUGGCCAUGAUUAUGAAGCUGAUCACUGAGCAUAGAGCCAGACUUCUCAUGGAAAUGUUCUGAUUUCUUCUUUGUUCGCUUUAUUUCAGUAAUCAUUUAUUAUUUCCCUUCAAAUGAAUUUGGUAUAUAUCACUUAGGUAGCUUUCUAUGUAUGUGAGUACUUUUUUAAUUUAAGGAUAGUAGAUAGGUAAAAGCAUUUUUUAUGAAAAAUUUGAACACGUGCAGAUAUUACUAAUAGAUACUUAUCUUUACAGCGCUGAUUACAAUAUUUGAAUAUGUAUAGCAGGCAAUUUAAUUUUUUUGGUCUUCUUCAAAAACAUAGGUCUCUUUUUACUAUUUGUAAAAAAAAAUAUUAACUGUGUUGUGCUGUAUGGUUUGAAUGUUUGUGGUGAAUUCAAUAAUAACUGCAUGAAGACUGAAAAA
Molecule: messenger RNA, 1412 nt
Organism: Pygocentrus nattereri (red-bellied piranha)
Lineage: Eukaryota; Metazoa; Chordata; Actinopteri; Characiformes; Serrasalmidae
Gene: gng2
Product: guanine nucleotide binding protein (G protein), gamma 2
Exons: 5
Coding region: 442-657 (71 amino acids)
Biological process (GO): G protein-coupled receptor signaling pathway
Cellular component (GO): heterotrimeric G-protein complex
Molecular function (GO): G-protein beta-subunit binding
Source: RefSeq, a predicted model, not a curated record